AUGGCCCGCUGGAUCGCCAAUGCGGGACCCGCGGAUGUCCCGCUCACUCUAGCCACCAUUCGUGCCACGGCUGCCGUCGCGCGCUUCAGGCCCAACAUGCGGGCAGUGGUUGAGUGGUUGAAUGACGUGUGGAUGAACCUUCCCCCGCGUGCCAUCCAGCGCUGCUGGUGGCGCACGGGAUGCCUUCUGCUCGUUUUGGCACUCUCCUUAGACCACGUGGAAGCCGUCCCGCGCAACAACGGCAGCACGGUAGUCGAUGGCGUGAAUGGGAUCGAGACCGGCCUCGAUGAGGAGGUCAACGAUGUUGGCCUCCUCAUCGACCGGCUCUGCCUCGGUCCGAGCGCCAUAUCGGCCGAGGCGUUCGUGGGGAUUGACGACAAUCAGCCCACGUGCGCUGAGCCCAGCAAGAAUCCACUUGAGCGGGAGCCGCUGCCACGCGAUGCGGCAGUUAUGUGGGAGGCGUCGGUGAACAUGCAGCAGGUGUACGAUGAUAGCAACCCCGCCUCCUGCGAGGCUCGUCGUACUGCGCGCGCGGCGUGCGAGAUGCUGAUCGAGUACGUGCGGGGGACGUACAUCUUGCCGCGUGUCCUGUGCGCCAUUUUCGACAUCCGAAACCCCAUCAUUGUUGCGCGCAUGGAGCGCGCGAGCCCCGCCCUGUCAGAAUGA
This is a messenger RNA of Closterium sp. NIES-65, 666 nucleotides long. The record is from the annotation of a GenBank genome assembly. NCBI's taxonomy places the organism in Eukaryota, Viridiplantae, Streptophyta, Zygnematophyceae, Desmidiales, Closteriaceae.